Ilyonectria robusta is the source of this 192-nucleotide messenger RNA. RefSeq lists its product as uncharacterized. The annotation marks the transcript as partial. NCBI's taxonomy places the organism in Eukaryota, Fungi, Ascomycota, Sordariomycetes, Hypocreales, Nectriaceae. The record is from RefSeq and is a predicted model, not a curated record. The transcript has a single exon.
GACCGAGCAGCCCGACUAGAUGAGCAGCGGAUGAGAAAGUCCAUGAUCGAGUCCCUCGAAUACUUCCAGAAGUUCCCGAGCAAGACAACGAUCCUGCGUGACAAUGGGGCCCCGGUUAUGAACAAUAAUGUAGGACCAGCCCGAACAAUUACAGCAGGCUCUCCCAGUCAGGAGUCCAGCAGCGACCCAGCC